Zea mays is the source of this 1344-nucleotide messenger RNA. RefSeq names its product Amino acid kinase family protein. Gene Ontology annotation, biological process: UDP biosynthetic process. The transcript is spliced from 7 exons. Gene Ontology annotation, molecular function: UMP kinase activity. NCBI's taxonomy places the organism in Eukaryota, Viridiplantae, Streptophyta, Magnoliopsida, Poales, Poaceae. Gene Ontology annotation, cellular component: cytoplasm. The record is from RefSeq and is a predicted model, not a curated record. The coding region runs from base 75 to 1082 and encodes 335 amino acids.
UCCUGGCUUCUCCUUCCACUCCGGAGAUCGACGGCUGCUUGCCGCACUCGCGCUCGCUCCCACGGCCGGCAACCAUGGCCGCCGCCGCUGCCGCGGUGCCAGCCACCUUCCUCUCGGGCCUCCCCUCUCCACGGACCCCGUCUCCUGUGCUCCACUCGCCCGUACAGAGAGCCCAUCCCGUCGCCGCUCCUCUCUUCCUCUCCGCCAAGCGCCGCGCCUAUGCCUGCGCCGCCACGGCCUCCGGCUCCUUCUAUUCCUCCAACUCAGGCUUUGCAUUUGACGAAGGUUCUUCUAGUUCCAAAAGGCUAUAUAGAUGGAAGAGGGUAUUGCUUAAAGUAAGUGGAGAAGCUCUUGCCGGCGACCACACAGAAAACAUCGACCCAAAGAUUACAAUGGCUAUUGCAAGAGAGGUUGCUUCUGUCACCAAGCUAGGUGUAGAGGUUGCUAUUGUUGUUGGCGGUGGCAAUAUCUUUCGUGGGGCCUCUUGGGCUGGAUGUAGUGGUCUUGACCGCUCAUCUGCAGAUUACAUCGGCAUGUUGGCCACUGUGAUGAAUGCUAUAUUUCUUCAAGCAACAAUGGAGAGCAUCGGAAUACCGACCCGUGUCCAAACUGCCUUCCGUAUGUCAGAAGUUGCAGAACCGUACAUACGCCGAAGAGCUGUAAGGCAUUUAGAGAAAGGAAGAGUUGUCAUAUUUGCUGCUGGAACAGGGAACCCAUUCUUCACGACGGAUACAGCUGCUGCUCUCCGUUGUGCCGAAAUCAACGCAGAGGUAAUGCUGAAAGCAACAAAUGUUGACGGUGUGUACGAUUCAGACCCCAGGCAGAACCCAAAUGCCCGCCUUCUUGAGACUGUGAGCUACCAUGAAGUUACGGCAAGAGAUCUCUCUGUCAUGGAUAUGACUGCUAUUACACUAUGCCAAGAAAACAACAUCCCCAUCGUCGUGUUUAACUUGCAAGAGCCUGGAAACAUUGCAAAGGCUAUUGUCGGUAAGAAGGUUGGUACCUUCGUCGGAUGCAAAAGAAAUCAGAAACGAAAUGAAAACACACUGGUUGAAGAAAGAAGAUUGGUCAAUGAGGUGUGAGCUCCAGAGCUGAAAGAGUUGGGGCUCUCUCUCUUGUCUUAUUUAGUUUAUGUAUAUGCAUAGAAGGUUUUAGGUUGGAUUAGGGUUAGGUGUUGGUGCUGGAAUUACAUUAGAUUAGCUAUCAAUUCUUGCAGUCGUCAUGUUUCUCUUUUCUUUCGAGGAGAACAUCUCUAUUAUAUAGAGUAUUAGGUUUAGAGGGUGUUUGAAUGCACUAGAACUAAUAGUCGGUGACUAAAAUUAGUUGAGAUAUUCAAACACCCCA